Vicia villosa (hairy vetch) is the source of this 1312-nucleotide messenger RNA. RefSeq names its product protein CUP-SHAPED COTYLEDON 3-like. Bases 182 to 1009 code for a protein of 275 amino acids. Gene Ontology annotation, molecular function: DNA binding. NCBI's taxonomy places the organism in Eukaryota, Viridiplantae, Streptophyta, Magnoliopsida, Fabales, Fabaceae. The record is from RefSeq and is a predicted model, not a curated record. The transcript is spliced from 3 exons. Gene Ontology annotation, biological process: regulation of DNA-templated transcription.
UAAACUCUCCAAGCCACCUUCAAUUAUAUAGAUUCUAUACUUUAUAUAUAUCCUCACAUCUACCAUAUAUAUCCACAAACUCACUACCUCUCCAAAAUUUCAAAAACAUACAUAUCUUCCUUAGAUUUUCCUCUCUCUCUCUCUCUCUCCAUCUCUCUCUCUCUAACUAGCAAACAAUAUCAUGGGUCUUAGAGAUGUUGGUGCUUCACUUCCACCCGGGUUUAGGUUUUAUCCAAGUGAUGAAGAAUUAGUCCUUCAUUACCUUUUGAAGAAAAUCACAAAUGAGAAUGUUAUCAAAGGUACCUUAGAGGAAAUCGACUUACACACAUGCGAACCAUGGCAACUACCUGAAGUGGCUAAGCUCAACGCAACUGAAUGGUACUUCUUCAGCUUUCGUGACCGUAAAUAUUCCACAGGCUUUAGGACCAAUAGGGCUACGACAUCUGGAUACUGGAAAGCGACGGGGAAAGAUCGAACGGUGUAUGAUCCAAUCACUCGUGAGGUUGUAGGGAUGAGAAAAACUCUUGUGUUCUAUAGGAAUAGAGCUCCUAAUGGAAUCAAAACAGGUUGGAUCAUGCAUGAGUUUCGGUUGGAAACCCCACAUAUGCCACCUAAGGAAGACUGGGUAUUGUGUAGAGUAUUUCAUAAAGGAAAAACAGAAAACAAUGGGAAGAUAAGUCCACAAGACAUGUAUGAAACCAUAGCUCCAUCCUUAACCAACCAAACAAUGCCAAUUGGUUAUAACUAUAACCAAUUUGCUUCUAUGUCAUCAUCCAUGACAACUCAUGAUUACAAUCAAAAUGAUUCUUUGUUGAAUCUCCUUCAAUUAUCCAAGGAAACAAACACCAAUUGUAGUAGUAUUACUCAAAUUAGUCCUAAAUGUGAUGAUGCAUAUGGAUUCUUGUGGGACAUGGAUUUGGAAGAUCAUCAUGAUGGUGUGGAGUCAUCAAACUUGGAAGGAAUUAGAUUCGAGGUUGAUAAUAAUAAUAGUAGUAUGGUCUUGAUAUAAAAAGUGUGAUGUGUACAUAUUAUAGAUAUAUGCAUGGUUGUUAGUUAUCUCUCAAGAUAGGGGAAUUUGUGGCUUUGUGAUGUGAUCAUAGUGUUUGGCUUCAAAGGGUAAGCCACGUGCUUGGUUGGGAUUACUUGUUCCAUGAUCAUAGGGUUUUUUCUUCAAGUGUUCAAGUGUGAUUAGUUAUUGGGGUGGGGUUAUACACAUUGAUUAUCAUUUCUAGUAGGAAUUUGAAUUGUGAAUGUGAUUCAUUUGUCAUGUACAUCUUGUAUUUUUAUAAUUAAAUAUUUAUUAUUUCUUAUU